Molecule: messenger RNA, 1212 nt
Organism: Magnusiomyces paraingens
Lineage: Eukaryota; Fungi; Ascomycota; Dipodascomycetes; Dipodascales; Dipodascaceae
Exons: 1
Coding region: 1-1212 (403 amino acids)
Source: RefSeq, a predicted model, not a curated record
AUGGCAUAUUCACACAGUUCAAGCGACGAUCUCGUCAACGCUUUGACUAGACGGAAAACAGGGCUGGGUGCACGCAUUACCUCUCUCCCAGGUCCUAAACCUUCCCAUUCAGAUUCGUCACCUGCACAACUUUUAACCAACACAAGUUUCUCCGCAGUCCCACAGUUUCAAGACCCAUAUCUUCUUGAUGAGUUGCAACGCCCACUUUUGGGUCUAUUCACCGUAACAGCAGACCCAGCAAUUAUGCGUCGUGCAGGCACAGCUUGUGGGAAGUUUGUUGCUCUUGAGGAGGCAGUCGAUGCACUUGUACCUGUGCCUGCGCCAAUCCAAGGCGCUGGUGCCCGCCACGCUGCCUAUUUGCGAAGACUGCGCGCACUUGUAUCAUACGUAGACCGAUCAGAAGAGUUUUCUGAGAAAAUGCCUGCGGUUUCGGAAAUGCUCAAGUCUGCAAUUGACGAGUAUUCACAAGAGGGCGAUCGCGAUAAAGAUAUCGUUAUCAAUGGCAGCGCAAUUGUGGGUGGUCAUAGUAAAACAAAUAGCGGAAUUAAGGCUGCACAGUAUUCAGCGGUGCUGCGAUCUAUUGUUCGGUACUUGGAGCGAGUGGACAUGGGCUCUGCUGCUGCAGCUGCUGCAGCUGCUGCACGAAACGCGUCAUUACAGGAAGCACUCGUCGAUAAAAAAGUCAUAGAUAGUUCUCGAGAUACCCGAGAGAGUCCUGCAAGUCCACCGGGAGCAGAAACUGAACCGUUUAGUCCAGGAAGUCAGGAUGAUGUACUUGCUGGGUCAUCUUCACCAAUGGACUCUGGGGAUGAGAAACAUCAUCAGCGAUCACGGGGUGAUUCACGGAGUCGAUCACCCAGCAGAACCCAUCAUAGAAGAAGCUUCCACCAUCAGAAUAGCGGACCCGGGCGAGGGGGUCGUGGUGGUGUUCAUGUCAGUCGACAAGGACGUAAACGCAUAUGUCUCAACUGCAAGCAUUACGGGUGCCCUGACAGCUCUCGAUGCAAUGAAGUGUGCUGGUACUGUCGUGGAGAUGAAGAUCGGAUCCAGUGGUCAAUCAACUACGGGACUAAGAAGCUAAAAAAUCAACAACAACAACAGCAACAACGGGGUCGCGUGCAUGCGUAUCACCACUAUCAUCGAAACAGACCACGAUCGUCGUCACCGGACAAUAAGUCACGGUCUCCUGGAACUCGAGAUCGCGUUUGGUGA